AAAUGAUCAAAAUCUAUAUCAAGUUGUGAAAAGUCUGCGCCUGUGCGACUAGACGUGACCCGGAAGUGCAGCGGCGAUUGUAAACACAGCUGUGAACGCUGUGUUCAGUUUCAGAAAGAUGGUGUACGUGUCCAACGGUCGGGUCCUGGACAGCAGAAGCCAGUCUCCAUGGCGACUGUCCCUUCUGGUUGAUCUUUUCUGGGGAGCCGUGGAGUUUAUCGGAUUGUUUUUUAGGACUAUGUUUAAUCCUGACAUGACAAAAGGUGGAACCAGUAGUUCAUCUCGCUUCUCUGAUGGCAGAGGUCCUCCAGGUCCCCCUGGUGGAAGGAGGAGGAUGGGAAGAAUAACCCACGGUGGAGGUCCUAAUGCACCACCAAUGGGUGGAGGAGGAUGAGGAAGGUAG
Betta splendens (Siamese fighting fish) is the source of this 403-nucleotide messenger RNA. RefSeq names its product selenoprotein K (gene selenok). Lineage: Eukaryota; Metazoa; Chordata; Actinopteri; Anabantiformes; Osphronemidae. Gene Ontology annotation, cellular component: endoplasmic reticulum membrane; Golgi apparatus. Gene Ontology annotation, biological process: calcium ion transport; endoplasmic reticulum calcium ion homeostasis. The record is from RefSeq and is a predicted model, not a curated record. The transcript has 4 exons.